AUGACGCGACGGGAGGAUGAGCUGAUGCUCGCAGGGAUCAUCAGGACGCGCGGGAAGGCCAGAGAGUGGCAGGCAUGUGUUGAAGCUGUGGCCACGAUGCUGAUGUUGCGGCUAGUUCCGAGCAUCUAUAGUUUUACAGCAGCUAUUACCGCAAGUCUGGGUGCAUGGAUGGUGGCUGCCCAGAUCUUUUCCGAGAUGUUAUCACAAGACAUCUUACCUGAUACUGUCAGCUGCAAUGCUCUCAUGAAUGUGGCUGAAAGAAGCAGGCAGUGGCAGACUGUGAUGCAGCUGCUGGCCUACAUGGCGGCAGAAGCAGUCAAACCAAAUGAGAUCAGUUUCACUUCCGCCAUCAGUGCAAGUGACAGCAGUGGACAUUGGCAAUUGGCGAUGGGGCUGCUGUCUGACAUGCCUCGGCAUCGAGUGUAUCUCAGCGAGAUGAGUGGUACGGCAGCCAUGAGCGCGGGCGAACGGGCCCAGCGGUGGGAAGGAGUGAUUGAGCUGAUGAGAUCAGAUUCUGGACUGCCUUUAGAAAAUGGAGCUGGUUUUUGUCGAUGUGCAGACUGA
Symbiodinium sp. CCMP2592 is the source of this 564-nucleotide messenger RNA. Lineage: Eukaryota; Dinophyceae; Suessiales; Symbiodiniaceae. The record is from the annotation of a GenBank genome assembly.